This is a messenger RNA of Guillardia theta CCMP2712, 675 nucleotides long. RefSeq lists its product as hypothetical. The annotation marks the transcript as partial. The record is from RefSeq and is a predicted model, not a curated record. The transcript has 4 exons. NCBI's taxonomy places the organism in Eukaryota, Cryptophyceae, Pyrenomonadales, Geminigeraceae.
AGGUUAGCUUCUCAUUCAGCAGUACGUAUGUCUGCAGCUGAAGAGACUGCCGUCGUCCGAGUGCAGUUUAAUGAUGAAUGGAUUGUUCGAUUUCAUGUGAAAACGCUUAGAGAAUUGAGUCAGAAUGUUAUAUCGCAUUAUUAUUGGGGUGCAGGAACAAGCAGUGGGGUACAACCGAAGCAUGUUCGGUUGAUUUUACCGAAUGGAAGCGAGCUCGACGAUCGCACAUGGAAUCAGUACAUGGAUCGCCUAAGGUCUAGGAAGGGAGCACUGAAGCGUGAGGACAUGUUGCUGUGCUUUGCUAAGAGACUUGACUACGAUACGGUCGAAAGUGGGAGAGAUACGCUAGAUAGCGAUUCCAGCGUCUCUACUAUGCAGAUAGACAAUCAGCCAUCGAAACGUGCCAUGAUCUCGACGAAUCCUGAGCUAGAUUGAGACAUCUGAAUGGUGUCUCUAUGUUGUCCUUGUCGUGUAUUAUUCCAGAUCUUGCUUCUCAUGUCAUAUCUGAUCUAGAAGCCUCUUAGUCUUGACGAAUAGCUGAUUCUUCUCUGGGUUAAGUUAAGAGGAAUUUCCGAAUCCUCUUCUUUUGUCGGUGUUAUGUAUUUGCUUUGCUCAUUGCAUGUGACAUCUCUGAUCCAAAAUGGUAAAUAGUGCUCAAUAAAACUCUUCAUUUGG